Molecule: messenger RNA, 507 nt
Organism: Agelaius phoeniceus (red-winged blackbird)
Lineage: Eukaryota; Metazoa; Chordata; Aves; Passeriformes; Icteridae
Source: RefSeq, a predicted model, not a curated record
ACAAACCCACGCUCUGCUCCUUCAUCUUCCUCCGGGUGGCUGACGCUGGUCCUGGGACUGUUCCAGCCUAGAGCUCCUCCUGCCUGUGACCCAGGAUCCCAGCCCACCCUCUGCCAUGAAAAUCCUUCCUUUGCUCCUUGUUCUCCUCUUGGUGGCAUUUCAGGGAGCUGCAGGGCUGCGGCUCUGCUGGCGACUCCCAGGCAUGCGGAUCCUGCCCGUCCUCUGUGCUCUGCUCCUCCUGAUGCUCCAGGGAGUGACAGGGCUGUCCCCGGUUGGAGCAUCAGCGCAGGAGUGCGAGCGCCGCGGGGGAUUCUGCUCCCACCGCUCCUGCCCGCCGGGGAUCGGCCGCAUCGGCCUCUGCUCCGAGCGGGAAUUCUGCUGUCGGAUGCGCUGGUAUCCCUGAUGGGCUCCUGGAUCCCCGAGCAGGACACCAGCCCGUCAGGACGAUGCUGCCCGGAGCAACCCCGCACAGCCAGACCUGGAUCCCAUGGGAAUCCCAUCCCUCAA